Messenger RNA from Larimichthys crocea (large yellow croaker), 1187 nucleotides. It is a transcript of the gene hvcn1, whose product is annotated as hydrogen voltage-gated channel 1. Lineage: Eukaryota; Metazoa; Chordata; Actinopteri; Sciaenidae. The transcript has 6 exons. Gene Ontology annotation, cellular component: plasma membrane. The record is from RefSeq and is a predicted model, not a curated record. Gene Ontology annotation, molecular function: voltage-gated proton channel activity. The coding region runs from base 153 to 833 and encodes 226 amino acids. Gene Ontology annotation, biological process: proton transmembrane transport.
GGCGGAGUUUUGUCCUCCAGUUUGACAAACUCAAGGAGUCUUUCCUCUGUGAGGAGGAGCACAGUGUGAACGUCUACAAGAGCAAAGCAGAGGAAAAGAAAAGGUCAGCUGAGGUGGGACGUGGUCCACUCCUUUCCGAACCGCCUGCCAUCAUGGCUCGGUACCUGAAGUAUUUCACCACUGUGGGCGAUAAGCAGGCAAUCGAGUUGGAGGAUGAAGAGCUGCACGUGGCCAGCGAGGAGCUGAGUCCAGCCACUGGCCAGUUUCCGCAAACGGUGACCUUCAGGGAGUCACUGCAAAGGCUCUACAGCUCUGAGCACUUCCAGGUGGUGGUGGUGUGUUUGGUGAUCCUGGAUGCCAUCUUCGUUCUGGCGGAGCUGCUCAUAGAUCUGUCUGUUAUCAAGCUGGAACACGGCCAUAUUGCUCCUGAGGUGUUUCACUACCUGAGCUUGGCUGUUCUCACCUUCUUCAUGCUGGAGCUGGCUGGUAAACUGUUUGCUUACCGCCUGGAGUAUUUCGAUCACAAGUUUGAGGUGUUUGACGGCUUGGUGGUGGUGAUUUCCUUUGUGUUGGACAUCGUCUACAUCUUCCACGAGGACGCCUUUGAUGGGAUGGGUCUCCUCAUCCUGCUGAGGCUCUGGAGGGUGGCCAGAAUUAUCAACGGUAUUCUGGUGUCGGUGAAGACCCGUGCACACCAGCAGAUACACAAGCUGAAGGAGAGCUACGACCACCUGGUCCGGAGAGUCACAGAGAUGCAGGAGCGCAAUGAUAAACUGGAACAAGAGAAUCAGAAACUUCAAGCCCUCCUCAAGAAGCACGGCAUAGAAUUCUAACUGCUGGUGAACUACUGUCUGAUGUCCUUUCUAUCUAACUCUAACAUUUCAUCAUGUACUUUUUGUUUUAGACCUCAUUUCAGUAUUCAUACCACUUUUACCGUUACUGCACUAUAUUACAUCAGUAGAUCCACAUGCAGGACUUCCGUCACUAUAGUGUUGUUGUAAUAAUUGUCAGAUAUUCAGAUGCUGCUGGAUAUCACUCUAACCUGUUUGUAAAUAUUUGAAACAUUCCUCACACUGAUGAUUUGUACAUAAAACUACAUUUUCAUCUGCUCUGUAACAUUUCAAAGUUCUUUAUGUUGUGUAAAAAAUGAUUGAAAUAAAUGAAAUGGUUUCAUUUAUUAAAAAAAA